AUGCUAAAGUAUUGCCUCGUAGUCGCUGUACUAUUUAUUACAGCAAUUUCCGCUGAUGACGAGGAAAAGCCGAGCGCGCUGAGUAAAUUCGGCGGAACCCCUGAGGAUUGGCAAGGGCUGAUCGACGAGAUGGAGGAGCUGAGGCGUGAAGGAUGCGCACGGUGCAACGAGGCACCACAGAAUAAGAAAAAGGCCUGCUUCCUGAUGCUCAACUACAUCGGGCAGUUUAUCGGCAAAACACGGCAAUUGCAGGAUGUUGUCGGGCGAUUUGAGAGCUUGAAACUACAG
Mesorhabditis spiculigera is the source of this 288-nucleotide messenger RNA. NCBI's taxonomy places the organism in Eukaryota, Metazoa, Nematoda, Chromadorea, Rhabditida, Rhabditidae. The record is from the annotation of a GenBank genome assembly.